UGUAGGCAAUGAUGAAGUCAUUUAGACCUAAAUUGUUGAGAGAUGUGAACCCAGAACAGAAAAUGAAUGUGUUUAACUAUUUUUUUAAGUGGCAAAGCUUGUUUUCCACAUGUUUCCAACAUGAAAAUAGAUUAAAAGAAUUACAAAUUACCUGGAUUUUCACAUGUGUAAAUCUUUACAGAGCAGAGAUAAACAAUUUAGAUUAAACAAAAGAAUAAAAACAAAUUCUCACUUGCAAUUCAGGGCUUCCAUACCUGCAGUCUUAAACUGAAUUGAUAGACAGUCACACUGUCAUGCAAAGUUACUAAGAAAGGUGUGUUGGAAAAUGCUCCAAUACGGAAAUAUCAGAAAAAGAUAAAGGAUGGCAGUGUCAGUAUUUUCUUGGUCACAGAUCUGACUAAGGUUUUUCUUAAACUUGAUUUUGUUUAGAAACGUCCCAACUCUAGAUGUUAAGAAUUUCAUUUCAAUUACAUUUUGAGUAAACUUCUGGUCUCGAGAGUUAACGUAAUUAAGAAUGAAAUGUCCAAAUCAGUUUUUUGUUCCUGUUUUCUAAAAUAAAUUGCACUCUGUAGUGCUUUAUAUACACCUUUACAACGCCUUAUUACCUGAAACAUGACCCACAUUUACCCUGUACUCCAGAGGUUAUACGGUGACAGAUAGAAAAACAAUGAAAUACUAAAGAAACAAAGAGCGCACAUUUUAGCCUGAGAUUGAAAAGAGACGACAACAUGGUGUAAUCCCUUUGGUUAGAGUUGCUGACAGGGGACAACCUUUUUCAAACGGCCCCUCUCUCCUGUCCUGUCCUGUCCCCUGACUCGUGCCCUCUGUUCGCCCCCCCUCCAGCCCCUGCCUGUCUUUUCCAUACACUGACUGACUGACUGACCUGUUACUAUGCCCAUAAAGACACCUGCUGUCACAAACACAGGAAACCACAACCAGCAGCAACUGCCCAUCACUGAGGAACUUCACAAACUCUUACUACGCUGAACCAGAAAAUCACGCUCACAGGACGGAGAGACAUACACUUAGACAAAGGAACAUCUCAUCCACUGCGGGACCAAGAACACAACCGAGCGGUUGCAUCAUGAUUGAGAGUGACAGAGAGCUGUCGUCCAUAGUGCAGCAGCUGUGGGACAAUGAUGUCAACAGACUCAAACCUGGAAAAGACUACAGGAUCUCUCUGCAGGGCAAAGCUGCUCACAGCAUGGCAUUGGAGGACAUUAAUGACGGAGCAGGAUCUCCUCUGUUUACAUAUGUGGAUGAGAACACUUUCAAAAAGGAGACUUUUAUAGCCUUUAUUUCUCUGUUGGAUAACUAUGUGAGUGACACAGGCGAGCCAGAAAUUGUAACCCCUGAGGAGGUGGCAGAGAACCACAAAUUCCUGGACUGCAUCAUUCAGACACCCACCAUGAAGAUAGCUCAUAAAUACCUGGCAGAGAAGAACCUCUCUCCAAAGGAUGAGACCAAAUUCAAGGAGCAGCUGUACAGGAUCUGGUUUGAACUUUAUGCGAGGAAAGGAGCCAGCAAGCCAGACUCCUCUGGAUUUGAACAUGUGUUUGUUGGAGAGACAAGAGGAGGUCGGAUUGUCAUUGGCUUUCACAACUGGAUCCAGCUUUACCUACAAGAGAAGAUGGGACACAUUGACUACAAAGGCUACAGCGUUGAUGCACAUUCACCCCAGCCCGAUGAGAACAAACACAUCCUGGCGCUACAGUUCAGCUGGAAGGAUGGUAUAAAGCCAAAGGGGAGCAUCUUCGUUGGUGUCAGCCCUGAGUUCGAGAUGGCUCUCUACACUGUCUGUUUCCUAUCCUCGCCCAACGAGCGUGUCAAAGUCCAGUUCAGUUUUUAUGACGUGGAGAUUGUUUGCCACCACUACAACCAAAAGCACAUAGGCACCACUUAUCCUGUGCUCCUUAAGUACCGACAACCUACACAAUAAUUUGACUAGAAAUGAAUCUGAGAUAAUACUUCUCUAACUCUUAAGCUUGCAUGCAAAGUGUCACAGGAAAUGUUGUUGUCUUUUUAUUUUAUAUAAAGCCACAAUAAAACCUUACAAUAACUAA
Eleginops maclovinus (Patagonian blennie) is the source of this 2063-nucleotide messenger RNA. RefSeq names its product endonuclease, polyU-specific 2 (gene endou2). Lineage: Eukaryota; Metazoa; Chordata; Actinopteri; Perciformes; Eleginopidae. Gene Ontology annotation, molecular function: RNA endonuclease activity. The transcript is spliced from 7 exons. The record is from RefSeq and is a predicted model, not a curated record. The coding region runs from base 1085 to 1939 and encodes 284 amino acids.